This is a messenger RNA of Hippoglossus stenolepis (Pacific halibut), 6758 nucleotides long. It is a transcript of the gene tbc1d8b, whose product is annotated as TBC1 domain family member 8B. The record is from RefSeq and is a predicted model, not a curated record. The transcript is spliced from 21 exons. Bases 143 to 3538 code for a protein of 1131 amino acids. NCBI's taxonomy places the organism in Eukaryota, Metazoa, Chordata, Actinopteri, Pleuronectiformes, Pleuronectidae. Gene Ontology annotation, molecular function: calcium ion binding.
CAGCGUCUCCUGUCGACGUGUGAAGGGAGGGCUGACGAUCCGGACACAAACAAAUGUCCACGGGUUUGAUGUGGGGCUCCGUCUCGGCUGACCGUGGCGUGUCGGGCGGAUUUGACAGAUAGAAGUCGGGGACGCUGUCAACAUGUGGCUGAAACCUGACGAGAUCCUGCUGAAGAACGCCUUCAAACUGUGGCUCACCGAGAAGGAUAACGAGUACUUCGUGCUGCAGAGGAGACGGGGGUACGGAGAAGGUGGCGGCGGGCUGACAGGCCUCCUUGUGGGAACUCUGGAUACUGUCUUGGACUCCACAUCCAAAGUUGCCCCCUUCCGCAUCCUUCACCACACACCCGACUCACAAGUGUACUGGUCGAUAGCAUGUGGUGUCACCAAAGAGGAGAUUGUUCAGCACUGGGAUUGGCUGCAGCAGAACAUCAUGAGGACGCUCUCUGUGUUCGACUCCAGCGAAGACAUCACCAGCUUUGUACAGGGCAAGAUAAGAGGUCUUAUUGCUGAGGAAGGAAAGAUGUCCCUGGUGCUGGAAGACGAUCCUGAGAAGUUCCGAGAGGCACUCUUGAGGUUCGAGAAGUGGUUUGAGCUGCCGCCGCAGGAAAAGCUGGUCACGUAUUACUCAUGCAGCUACUGGAGAGGCAAAGUGCCGUGCCAGGGCUGGCUCUACCUCAGCACCAACUUCCUGUGCUUCUAUUCAUACCUGCUGGGGUCUGAGGUGAAGCUUGUCAUCUCCUGGGACGAGAUCUGGAAGCUGGAGAAAACUGCCAACGUCAUUCUGACCGAGAGCAUCCAUGUCCUGGCUCACGGAGAGGACCACUACUUCUCCAUGCUGAUGCACCUUAAUGAAACCUUCGUCAUCAUGGAGCAGCUGGCCGACUACUCUAUCAAGCGCCUUUUUGACAAAGAGGCCUUCAAGAAAGAGCCGGCGCUCUCCGACCCCAUGCAAAUUACCAAGAGAGGCCUAGAAGCUCAUGCAAAGAGUGCGCAGUUCCGCACGUUUUUCAGGCUUCCAAAUGAGGAAAACCUGUUAGAGGCGCAUGAGAGCUUCCUGUGGGUGCCCUUCUGCCAUUUUAACACACUUGGCAAGAUCUGUCUCUCGGAGAACUACCUGUGUUUUGCCAGUCAGGAUGGCAGCCAAUGCCAUAUCAUCAUUCCAAUGCGAGAGAUUGUUAACGUUGAGAAGCCAGACUCCAGCAGCAAAGCUUUAACGGUGUGUGUGCGCGGCAAGAGGGCAGUGCGGUUCUCCGAGGUGCGAGACUAUCAGCGGCUUGCCAACGCGAUUCGUAGCAGGUGUGGCAUCAGUCCCAGCCCUCAGCACUCCGCUUCAUCAGAGGUCAUACGAGGCGAAUGUCAGUCACUCAUCAACCACUUUGAGGACAAUCCAGAGGAUGUGACUCUCAUGGUGGGACAGAAAGACAGCAGCAAGGCUGUCAGCACAGAGGCGCUCAUGACGGUUUUCCACCCCCAGGAUGUUGAAAACCUUGACCCCAAAAUGCUUAAAGAAAAGAUGAAGGAGCAGUCUUGGAACAUUCAUUUCUCUGAAUAUGGACGUGGCACAAGUAUGUUCUUCACCAGGAAGACACGAGACUUGAUAGUCCGUGGUGUUCCUGAGGCCUUGAGGGGAGAGCUGUGGAUGCUUUUUUCAGGAGCUGUGAACGACAUGGCCACUCAUCCCGGUUAUUACACUGAGGUGGUUGAACAGUCUCUGGGCACGAGCACUCUGGCUACAGAUGAGAUUGAAAGAGACUUGCACCGCUCCCUGCCAGAGCACCCGGCCUUUCAGAGCGACACAGGGAUCUCAGCUUUACGCAGAGUCCUGACUGCUUAUGCCUACAGGAACCCUAAAAUCGGAUACUGCCAGGCCAUGAAUAUUCUCACCUCAGUUCUCCUGCUCUACGCAAAAGAGGAGGAGGCGUUCUGGCUCCUAGUGGCCGUGUGUGAGAGGAUGUUGCCGGAUUACUUUAACCGCCGAAUUAUUGGUGCUUUGGUUGACCAGGCCGUGUUCGAGGACCUGAUUCGGGAAAACCUGCCCCAGUUGGUAGAGCACAUGACAGACCUGACUUUCUUCUCGUCCGUAUCCCUGUCCUGGUUUCUCACGCUCUUCAUCAGUGUCCUGCCCAUAGAGAGCGCCGUGAACGUGGUCGACUGUUUUUUCUACGACGGCAUAAAAGCAAUCCUGCAGCUCGGCCUGGCUGUGCUGGACUACAACAUGGAUGCGCUGAUCAGCUGCCAUGACGACGCGGAGGCCGUCACCAUCCUUAACAAAUUCUUUGACAGUGUAACAAACAAAGACAGCCCGUUACCUCCCACGGUGCAGCAAGCGUCAGUGGGACAUAAUGAUAAAUCAUCCCACUUGAACGUGGAUAUCAGUGAACUGAUCCGAGAGGCCUACGAGAAAUAUGGAAACAUCCGUUCAGAGGAGGUCGAGAGCUCACGGAAAAGAAACAAACUCUAUGUGAUCCAGACACUGGAGGAUACGACCAAGCAAAAUGUUAUUCGAGUGGUGUCCCAAGAAGUCAGAUUCAGUGCCUCACACCUCGAUGAACUUUAUAAUUUGUUCAAAAGGCAGCAUUUCCUCAGCUGCUACUGGACAAUGCAGAGUCCAGCUCUUCUCCAUCAUGACCCCAGCCUGGCGUAUUUGGAGCAGUACCAGUUGGGUUUCCAGCAAUUCAGCGUGCUCUUCUCUCUUCUGGAGCCCUGGGGUUUCUGCACCACCAAGAGCACCCUCUCCCUCUGGGUCUUCCGCCUGAUAGACGAGAACCAGGACGGCCUUGUCAACUUUAAAGAGUUCUGCUGGGCCAUCGACACUUUGUGCUGUGGAUCUUUCACAAAUAAGCUGAAAUUCCUCUUCAAGCUGCACUUGCCACCAGCUUUUACAGGUAGUCCUUUGCACGUAAAGGAGCAAAGAAUCCAGCACUUUAUUCCAGUGACUGAAGACUCCUCUCACUUGAGUAGACUCACUGCAUUUGAUCUUCCAGAAGAUGGCGUGAUAAGGAAAAGCCCAGAAAGAGGUAGAGGAAAGGUGGACCUGCAGGCCUACCUGAAACAGUGGCAAAAUGAAAUACUGAAGAAAGAAGAAACCAUCAAGGACCUUCCCCGUAUUAAUCAGACUCAGUUCAUCCAGUUCUCCAAGACCUUGUACAACAUUUUUCACGGCAACCCAGAGGAGGAAUCUCUGUACCGAGCUGUGGCCCACGUUACCAGCCUCCUCCUGAGGAUGGAAGAGGUGGGACGGAGGCUGCAGGAGUCGAGCAGCCCGCCCGAGUCCACGAAGCCCUCCGGCAUCUCUGCUGCGGAGGAGUCUUCAGCCGAGGACGCCUCCAGCACCCCGGAGAGCUCUGACACCUCCAGCUCCCACAACAGUCAGGACGCAGGAGCCGAGGUGGAUUGGUCGUUCUCGUUCGAACAGGUGCUGGCGUCUCUGCUCAACGAGCCGACCAUAGUUCGCUUUUUCGAAAGGCCCUUUGACAUUCAGCGUAAACUGGCACAAGCCAAGGUUGCCCAGCUGAAGCUGAAGGUAAAGAAGUGAAAGGAUAUGAGUUGAGGAGUGAGUUGAUGCUUUGCUUGCAACCCUAGAAGUCAUCAUGAAUUUAAGUCUCUUUGAGAGGGUGGUCGGAUUUGGCGAGGCAGUCAGUAAGAUGGCUGGAGAAUAGAGCCCGACCGAUAUGGAUCUUUGGGGACCGAUGCUGAUACCAAUAUUAGGGAGUAAAAGAAAUUCUGAUACUAACAUGUAUAUAUAGGCCAAUAUAUAUAUAUAUAUAUAUAUACGCAAUGGCAAUGAUUCCCAAGAUGUUCUUAUUAAACCCUCAUGGAAAAGAAGUGUAAUUGAAGCUUGAUAUUUUAAGGUUUAACCAUAAACUUUAUUAUAAAUAACUAUAAAUAAUAAAUAAUACAAAAUUUACAAAAAAAUUUGAAUUUGGAUAAACUUUUUUUUAAUGUAAACUGCAAACAUAAAUCUUUUCUGCAUAGCCUAUUUUGUAAGAGUUUUCUUUUGGCAAACAUAAAUGCUGGUAAUUUUUAUUGGCAAACAGAUAAAUUGGUCGGGCUCUAUAUAUUGAUUUCAAAAUCUGUGUGUGCAUGUGUCACUGUGUGGUUUGGAUGAUGCACAACAUCGUUAAGUCACUUUAAACACUGUUGUGUGAGUCCACUGACCAACACUUUCAAUGCGACUGUUCCUCAAAUUGAAUUAUGCAUUUUCUCUCAUGUAGCCUCAGAUUCUUCAUAUCAUAUAAAACGUAGUUCAAACUAUUUUCCCUUUCUGCCCGGGAGCACAAACUCUGUAGUUUUAUAUUGUAUAAGGAGACGCUCAGGCCCGUCCUCUGAGUUUAGAAACAUGACACAUGAGUUUGUCAUGGCCGCUGUCUCUCUGAUGUCAUGCUUCGUGACGAAUGACUCAGGACGAGGUGACCCGGGAGAACGCAGGAAGAUUUUCCUUCUGGAUGUCUCGAUAUACAUUUUAUCUCUAAGAUCACUAUUCGCUGCUGUAAAGUGAAACAUCCUGUAAAUGCUAAUGUGUCCUGUGACUGCCGUGUCUCCUCGUGAGUGUAUCCUGUAAAUGUCAGCUCAUUGUGAGAAACACCAGCUUUUUCCAGUCGAUACAGACGCAGAGCUAACGGUAGUACCACGAGCAGGGACGAGCUGUAGUGCCGGAGCCGUGGAAAGAUUUCAGAGAUGAGGAGGGUGUCGGAUAGAGUUUAUUGAAAGCGCAAGUGAUUCGAUUAUGGUAUUAUGCAUUUGCAAUAACAUGAGAGAACGCUGCACUGCCACAGCACGCUCAUCUCUCUUCAGCACACGCACUAACAAUGUUAUAGUAUGACUUCAACUUCUUGAUCUUUACAGGUAAAAUAGUUUGAAUCCCUCUGCACUGCUGCAGGGAGACCACCUGUGUCGUCCUCUGACAUAGUCUCAGAAAUGUGCUGUGUGUGAUCUUCACUGUUUGCUUCUGUCAGUCUUACUGCAAACGUAGGGUGUUCCGCUCUAGUAUAGCUGCAGCAGUUUUGUAAACAUAGGUCAGUGCAAUAGGUGUUUGAUUAUUGUAUUUAUGAGGCUAGUAUUGGAAGUGUAAUAUAUGAGUUAGCAGACUUUUGUGGACACAAUUUAAACCUUUUUGAAGGCCAUUUUAUUUUUAUUGAAUCUCAGGGUGCAAUUUGUUUAAAAUGAAAAGGGAGAAAAGGGACAUUUUUUCAACCUGGGAUAUGUAAAGUAUAUGACUGAGUUAUAUAUAUAUAUACAUAUAUAUAUGUAUAUAUAUAGAGAGAGAGCGUACAACUUGUCUGUAACAUAAGUAUAGAGCAUGUGUAGCAUAGUUACAGGAUUUGCCACAUUAUGCUAGCCUUCAACAAAGAGCAACCAUUGCUGCUGACUUAAGAAAGAUUUGACUUCUAGUUUCUUCUUAUCUGUGCAUUUUCUCUUUCUUUUCUUUUUGCUUCUGUAUCAGUAAAUAAUUUGCACAGUUGUUUGAGAUCCACAAGCUGCAGAUACGUGCCUGUAUCUCAGCCAGAUCUCCGAGGUGUUGGAUUCCAAAAGGUCACGACUGCUUCAGCUGCAGCGUGUUUUAUCUCCUGGGGCCAAAUUCACACAUUUAUAGAGCUUUAUCUCUGCAUGUGUAGAGGAAAAAACGUGUUUUAGAAGCUUCUUAAAUGCAAGUGCAAUUUUCAGUUUGCUGAAAUGACUAUUUUGACAUUUCCUUGAAACAUUUUCUUGUUUUCUGAAUGAAAUACUUAUUUUUUCACUUAAGACUUAAGGAAAAAGUCCAUUUCAUUGUAUAAUUUUUGAAUUAAAUGACACGGAAUAUAAGUGGGUUGUACAUAAUCCUUUUAGUUCUCAUUGUAACUGUAAGUAAAAAUCACUGUUACUGUUUACAUGACUAAUGUUGGGAAAAAAUUCUAAAUAUGACCCGUCAUCUUUGAUGCAUUGUGAUUUCUUGAAUUAAAAAAAUUAUAAGUGGCUUAAUUUCAGUAUUUGAAGCCAUAAUGAAAACGUAGUGAGUUUCAACAUGAAAGCUCAGCCUGAAGCUUCGGGGGCUGAGUAGUUGAUCAUAUUAUUCAUCUAUCUCCAACAGACAUGUCUCACCGUGGUCUGACUGUUUCAGUUUGACUGUUUAUCUGCAGGUUUUUGCUGCAUUUCUUGCUGCUCCAUCGACAAACUCCCAAGAAGUUAUUUUUAGAUUCAUAUUAUGAAAGAGUGUGUUGUAAUAAUUCUGCUAGAAUUGUGUCAUGCUCAGACUAUCUCUGAUGAUACAACUUUAAAAACAUAAAAAAGUUUGCUUUCAAGAAAUAAUUUGUCGGCCUUCAUGGGGAAAAUAUAGAACUGUGGUUAAAAACCUUUUUGAUGCUCAAUAUUUUUCUUAGCUGUAUUUCCUCAGGCCUGGUUUCUGAAAGCUGGCACUUGAGAUGAUAUUUUUUUUUUUUUUAUGUUUGUGGUUUUCCCUUGGUGUGGAAAUAAAUUCAAGGAGACAAGUUCGGAGGAACAGAAGAGGGAAAUAUUCAGCCCCCCUGGCAUGAUGUCGGAUAGGCCAUUAACCAUCAUAUUGCUCCAUAUACUGCUUUAGUAUAUAAUCAACCAAGUCCUCAUAUCAUUUUAUGUGCAAAUAGAGUCUACAGCUUUUAUAGACUGUAGCUUGAUUGAAAUCUUAUUCUGCAAAAUACAGUAUGUUGCACAGAUAUUUCUGUUUACCUGCUUGAUUAUGUUUUUUUAUUAUUAUUUGCAUAAAAAUGUACCAGAAUAAAGAGGGAGGAUUCUAUGAAUAA